AUGUCGAGCGACAGUGAGAGCGAGCUGCUCAAAGAGUCCCGGGAAUGCGUUUCUGAGCCGCAGAAAGCGCUUUCGCCCACUUCUGCUCAACCCCAGACCUCAAAUGCGAAACCACCCGGAUCUCCACACAUCAGCGGCGGUCAUCACACCACGAACCAGGACGACUCUUGCAUCGAGUCCUGUUUCCUGAAGAUGGAACAUCUGAUCCACGAGAUGCAGCAUCCCGAGAUGGGCGUCCCAGUUCGGUCGCAGAAACUCUUCCUCACCUCGAUUCCGUGCGCUUUCGUUGGAUAUGAUGUUGUCGAGUGGAUCAUGGACAACCUUGACAUCGAAGAUCAGAGCGGGCCUGUCGCCCAGGAAGCUCUUCAACUCGCAAAUCUGCUCUGUCAGCACGGAUAUUUCUUCCCCGUCGGCGAGAACGCUAAAACCUACGCGAUCAAAGACGACUCAACGUUGUAUAGAUUCCAAGCCCCGGAGUAUUGGCCCUCGCGCAAUAACCCCGACAAUACGGAGUACGCGCUAUAUCUACUCAGGAGAACCCUCAAAAACAAACCGAAGGGAUCUCUCGAAGACUACGAAGUCGAGGCGCUGCAGAGGAUGAAAAAACUCCUCGCGAAUAAGUGGGACACCAUCUGUCAACUAGCCGAAGAACAGAUAGCGUGAGUAAUACACGAUGUUUUCGCAACGGAACUCCAUCGAGGACAAUCGAAAGAUAAGAAGAAAACAGACAAGGUGAUUUCGUCUUCCCAAGAGAGGGCCUAUUGGAGACUCCACCGUCCCCCUCCGGGAACGGUUUCCUGUUUAGAACGCUGUCCGAAACCGAGUCGUCGUGGGCCAAAGAAGAAAACCUGCGAACAAUUGAAACGUCAGAUCAAAAUUCUCAGAAACAGUAUAUCACGCAGUCGCGCCAAGAGCACUCUCUGGCAACGAUGCGAAGACUACAAGGAAUUCGAUGCAUUUCUUUCUACUCCAUUACCCUCGAAUCCAUGGAUAACCGAUGAUCAGCAGCUGUGGACCGUCGAGAGCCACACGACGGAUACAUUCACCGAGCGGAGACUUCGUCGAUGGACUCUGUCGCUUGAAGAACUGCUCUCCGAUCCACGCGGAUUCAAGGAGUUUGAAACGUAUCUCGGCUUGGAGUACUCUCGGGAAAACAUUCUGUUCUGGAAAUCCGUUCAGGAUUUGAAACGAGGAUCUCAUUCUACGGUGCCUCAGAAAGUUGCCGCUAUCCACAGCGAGUAUCUGAAAUCGGGCGCUCCGUGUGAGGUCAAUCUGGACUCGGCAACCAUGGAAAUCACUCUGGAAGCGAUGAAGAAACCGACGCGUUACACCUUCGAGAAUGCUCAACAACACGUGUAUACGCUGAUGCAAACCGAUAUCUAUCCCCGAUUCCUCCGAAGCGAUCAUUUUCGCAAUCUCAUGGUGCAAGCAUCCCUGCUCCAGAUCCAGAGCCAACGCAAACGGUUCUUCAAUUUCGGUAACUCGGCUCGGAAGGUCCCGAAUACUCGCGCACCGAGAACUCUAGCGUGCGGAACCGAGGCGAGACCAUCGACCCCACAGGGACAUCUUCCGAAUGCCGGAAUACUGUACGGCCAGACCAGCCGGAUGUGCGCCGCAAUCACAGAGCAGGCUCAACAGGCUCCCGCUAGAAGACUCUCGGGGUUACUUGCAGGAAGUACCUACGACCUUCGGGAGUCCAUCAAGCGUCGGAACAGCAGCCGCAACAAGCGAUUGGCUAGCAGCGGAUCCAAGACGGACCUCAUCUCUGACGAUGACUCGAUGAGUGUGGCAAGCCAAUUCAGCGGGCGUCACUCCCUGAGCACCAGCGAUCUCCAAACACUCACUGCUCCCGGCAGUGGCUCGAACGAAAUCUUCGACGCCGAUGACGGCAUCUCACACGAGGGAAAAGCUCUGAGCGGGAAACACACCCCCGUGCCGAAAAGGGCGACCGUCAACAGCACUAGCGACGCUGAGCUGGAUUCAUCCGUGGCAGCAACUUCUCCGGCAGAGCAAGCAGGCCUGACACCGGACGAGGCGCUUUCUCCCGCGUCAGCCGCAUCUCCGGGCGAAACCGAUACCGAAGAUGCCCCGCAAGCCUCGUAAUAGCUCGCUUGGAUCUCAUCUUGAACUUAUGCGAUCUGUCUUCAGUUCUCGAUCAAAUUCAUCGCAUAGCAGCUCAUGAGACAGUCGCUCAGACUGAGUGCUAUUUUACCCCCUAGUACGAUGAUGCGAGAAGAUUUUCUCUCGGCAGCGAAUGAAACUUCCACGUAAUUUCCAUAGCCUGAUACUUAGCGUUAUCCGCUGGUCGUGUCCGAAUGGAACGCGAUAGCGUUAUUUCUUACAUGUCCCACCUGAAUAUCCAAAUACGCUCCAGCCCGUGAACCGUCACGCGCAUGUUCGAUAGGGGCGUACGUUUCCAUUCACGCGUGUCUUCUCGCUCAGAGAUACCAUGCGCAAAAUCGAGCUAACUAUAAGUCCAAAGAACUUCACACAGCGAACACUCCUGCCCAAUGGACAGGGAUGGAGUUC
Galendromus occidentalis (western predatory mite) is the source of this 2529-nucleotide messenger RNA. RefSeq names its product regulator of G-protein signaling 7. NCBI's taxonomy places the organism in Eukaryota, Metazoa, Arthropoda, Arachnida, Mesostigmata, Phytoseiidae. The record is from RefSeq and is a predicted model, not a curated record. Gene Ontology annotation, molecular function: GTPase activator activity. Gene Ontology annotation, biological process: regulation of G protein-coupled receptor signaling pathway; intracellular signal transduction; positive regulation of GTPase activity. The transcript has 11 exons. Gene Ontology annotation, cellular component: cytoplasm; plasma membrane; neuron projection.